Xenopus tropicalis (tropical clawed frog) is the source of this 6008-nucleotide messenger RNA. It is a transcript of the gene smtn, whose product is annotated as smoothelin. Bases 128 to 3277 code for a protein of 1049 amino acids. The record is from RefSeq and is a predicted model, not a curated record. NCBI's taxonomy places the organism in Eukaryota, Metazoa, Chordata, Amphibia, Anura, Pipidae. The transcript is spliced from 21 exons.
ACCGGAAACGUAGUGAUUUGAAGUUGAAGUGUAUGAAGAGUUUGAGCUCAGAUGAGAGCCCAUAGUGGGAAUUGCAAGUAGUGGUUGUGUCUCGGGGAGCCUGAAGGCAGAGCCACGCUACUGAGUCAUGUCUGGGGAAAGGUUCUCCUGUAUGGAUGAGGGCAGCCUACGCAAGCUUCUGGAGGUGACGCUGGACUUGGCAGAGCGGAAAGAGAUUCGAUCAGCUAUCCGUGAGCUACGUAGAAAGGAACUGGAGAGAUGUGAAGAGGCACUGGCAUCUAAACGGUUUCGCUCAGAGAGGAGCCAUGAACAGGAGAACAAGGAGAACCAGCCAAGGGCUGACAGAGAGGAACAGCAGCAGAGAGCACUGAAUGCCCUGACUAUAAGGCUUCAGAAUAUCAAUGAUCUGGAGGAGUUGACAUCUCUGCUGCGGAAUUCCAAAGAAUAUGAGGAGAGAAAGCUUAUCAGAGCAGCUAUUCGAAAAGUGCGAAACGAUGAAAUUGAGGCUGCAUCACUGGGAGGGAUGCUGAUUAGACAAAGUAGUGAACGGGACAAUGGAAAGCUAGUCUGCAAAAGCCAGGAUGCUGUUGGGAACCUUGUGCCAUCUUUGGCACAGGAGAGAGAAGACCUAGAAGAAAGGCAGAAAAUUAGAGCUCAGAUUCAUGAACUGAGAAGUGCACAGAAUGGUGGCAGCCACAUAGCAGGAUCCAAAGAAAUAGAAUCUAAUAUGCUGCUGCGCCUCAAAGUUCCUACUAAAGAACAAUUGCCGUCUUCAACAUCUUCUUCUUCAUCCACCUCUUCAUUCACGUCUUUCUCAUCAGAACCAUCCAGUUCAUCUCAUUGUCAAGCUACAGAACUCUUGUCUUUAAGUGCAGAGUUCGAAGGACAACCCCACAAUAACAGAAAUGAGGUGUUUAUGGAGCCUUCAGCAGAAGACAGUGGUACUGAGACAAGGGAACAACCAAAUACGCAUGUGGCCUCCCACAAACAGAAUGUCAAGUCAGAACAAAAGCCUUUGCCAGUAUGGACUGGCAGAGCUGAUUCUCACAUCAUCUCUAGGCUGGGAGCUGAUAACAAGGAAUCUUUUCCCGAGGGAGUGACCUCAGCGUCCUGCUCUGAACCAGAUGACCAGACCUCCAUGCCUCCAUUUAGAAGAGCUUACUCAGUCAGAGACAGAGUAAAGAAGUUUUCUGAAGAGUCCUCUAGUGUAACAACCCCUGCCUUGGGUUUCCGUUUUGGAAGCAUGCGUGCUGAGAGAGCCCCAGUCAGAGGAGCACAUGUACUGCAGCAGCAUUCCCUAUUAUCUGUUGGACAAGAAAAUAAUCAGAAAGCUGCACAAAAUGCUAGAUUUGUCACUAAGCAAGAAGUCACACGUACAGUUUCAGGGCCCUGUACCCGCAGGUUAGAUGGAAUUCCUACAGCUGGGACACAGAGCACUAACAAAAUACAGUCAUUUAAAUCUCCUUUCAUACCUGAGUUAAACAAUUCCAGGAGCACGUCCUUAAAAGGAUCCUCAUCUCUCAGCUCUACAGGACCCUGCACAUCCUCGAGGGAAGUGAAUAGAGGACUUCCACAAAGCCAAGGUUCCUUCAUCCUCAAGCAGAAUAGUGGGAGGAGCCAAGAAAACCAAUUGAAAGUUCCUCUACCCAUGACAGAAAGGGGGAGGAUAGAUGAAAACUCAGAUGGAGCCAAUACAGAGGGACCAGGCAGCCUACAAUCCUCCACACAUCUCUGCAAAUCCACCAAAGGCACUCGAGAAGAGACAGAGGACACUGACAUGAAGACACUGCUUACCAUUGAAAUUAAGGAUGGGAGAAAUCAGACUACUAGUAGUCGGGUGGUGGGUCAGCCUGGAAACCAACGAGCAGAGUUGAUGUUGGGACUCACAAGUUCACCUUUUAGAAUUAACAGUGGCUUUAGCACAAGCAAUGAUGGAGCCAGCAGCGGGAUCACUACAAGGAGCAUAAGGACUGAGACCAGGACCACCACACAAAGUGGGAUCACUUCCAGCAGUAAUGUCAUCAAGGAGAAGAAGCGAUUAAGGAGUGAUCAUCAAAUGGAGGAAAGGGACCAGGACAGACAGCAAUGCUCAGGUGAAGAGGGCAGUGCAGUGAGCAGUGUCCCUGCUGAAGCUCCCCUGUCGGAUUCAACAUGUGGAGGAGACAUCGGCGAGGUUGAGGCAGAAACUCCCCAGGAAACUCCCCAGCAACUGGAGGUAUUUCUCCCCAGCACAACAGAGAAGGCAGAACCAGAAAACAAGGGCAAGCUAACAGCAGAGGAUCUGAAUGCUAUAGAGGAAGAGGAAGUUCUGGAUAAAAUGCUGGAUAAGGCCACAGACUUUGAGGAGAGGAAACUAAUCCGUGCGGCAAUGAGGGAUCUGCGUCAGAGAAAGAGAGAGCAACGAGAGAAAGAGCGAGAACAGCGCUUACAGGAGUUAAAGAACAAGGAGAGGGAAUCUCAGCUGGCACGAAGCACAGAAACCAGCAUCCGACAGAGCGAGACAACCAACCAUGGCUCUGCCGUCAGCACUGUCACCAAAACACAGAGGCUUGUGCAGUCCAAUGAUGGCAGCAAAACCUCUAGCACAACUACAUUGGAGGCCAGUUACAUGAAACGAUCAGAGAAUGGUGACACCAUUGUUCAGACAAAAUCAUCAUUUAGUGCCACAUCCAAGAAAGUUGGCAGCAUCUUUGACCGAGAGGAUGAGGGGCUUUCCAGGGCCAACAGUAUGACUGCAAUGGAGCGGCGUCAGGCAGAAAGGAAAAAGGAGCUCAUGAAGGCUCAAAGCCUACCUAAAACGCCAGCCACGCAGGCACGCAAGGCCAUGAUUGAGAAGAUGGAGAAGGAAAGUGGCGGCUCAUCCAGCCCAGCCUUUGCCAAGGUUGCAACACCACGUUCGGCUGCAUUUGGUGUGCCUAAUGCAAACAGCAUAAAGCAAAUGCUCUUGGAUUGGUGCAAAGCCAAGACGCGUGGGUAUGAGCAUGUGAACAUUCAGAACUUUUCCUCCAGCUGGAGCGAUGGAAUGGCAUUCUGUGCACUUGUCCAUAAUUUCUUUCCUGAGGCAUUUGACUACAACCAACUGAACCCCCAGAACAGAAGAAAGAAUUUUGACCUGGCCUUUUCAGCUGCAGAGAAACACGCAGACUGUCCGCAGUUGCUGGACGCAGAGGAUAUGGUCCGCAUGCGAGAGCCGGACUGGAAGUGUGUUUACACGUACAUCCAGGAGUUCUACCGCUGCCUGGUGCAGAAGGGGAUGGUAAAAACCAAAAAGUCCUAGGAGUUAACGCCAUAGAAUCACUGGAUGCUUGUGGACUGUGUCCCUCUGGUGGAGGUGGAGGACAUGAUGAUCAUGGGGAAGAGACCAGACUCCAAGUGUGUCUUCACUUACGUCCAGUCCUUGUACAACCACCUGCGGCGGCAUGAGAUGCGUCUACGCAAGUCAGAGUUUUAAUAACGUGCCCUUCUCUUUCUGUGGCUUCCCCUGGCACAGCGCUAACAUUUCUGGCUCCCACCAACUUAAGUUCUGCACCACAGAUAAAUGUUAAGAGGUUUCACAGGUGAUUGUUCAGAGUUGUGUAUAUUGCCCCCCUCAGAUAUUUAACAAUGUUCUUCCUCUUGUCCCUGAUGCCACAGAGGCUUGCAUGUGUUGCAGUGCGAUCCUCUGCUGUCUCUCUGGCACACUGGGACUAUGAUUGCUGUGCCAGUGGAAUGCCAUCACUGCCUCAAAUGCUUGUCCCUCCCUACAGAAUUAAUAUAUUUAGAUUUUAUUAUUAAAUAGCACUAAGUAAGUGCUGGGCCUUUAAGAAAUCACUGCCACAAGCUUCAGAACAUAGACUUUGCUACACUUCGUAAGAGACCCAGAAUACACUUCACUUGCAGCUAGCGCAUUACUGGUGCAUCCUCUUUUCCUUCCUUAUUUUAAAGAAUCGUCUCUUUUUAAUAUAUUUAAUAGAAAUCUAUUUAAUCCUGUCUACAUAUAAUAUUCAUGGUGGUUGAUGGUUUAGAGAAGGCAUAGGCGAAUAUGCUCCAGUUUUGGAAAUACAGUGCCCAAGGCAUGGUGGGAGAUUUAGUUCUGUAAUAGCUGGUGCAAAAAGUUUGCCUUUCCCUGGUAUAGAGUUUUGUUGGAAUCCAAGGAAGAAUCUGUUUAGAGCCUUUUUUUCAAACUGGAGGUUUAUUAAUGAACAUAUUUAUAGUAUGGUCUAAAAUAAAGUCCUACAGAGCAAUAUGGCUGCUUUCCUAUCUCAAAGCAUGCAAAUCAAUGAAGAAGAGCUUGUACCAGCAGUGCUUACAUACAUUUAUUAGUGGCUUGACUUCAGAUCUAAUUGUUGUGCAGCAUAACUUGCUUCUUGUAGAUUGAGAGGGAUUCAUCUGCCCUCAUUGCUUGCUCAUUCUUAGUGAAGAAUUCUGGGUAGCAGUACUAAAAUAAGCACACACAGACACAAUAUAGCACUUUAUAGUUCCUAAUUCUUGUACCUAGGAAUGUUUUUUUGUGAGAGUGCUCUCCCGCUCCAGUUGAAAGGAAUCUUGUGGAGAGGAAAGUUUAUAUGUACUAUUGUGUAAUUGCUGUUUAUGCUCCUUACAUGUCUGGUACACUGUAAUACAACAAAGGCUACCACAGUCACUUUGAUUACAUUUCAGCAUGUUAAUUUGUAUGAGCAGCCUGUAACUGUAUUAUUAGUUUGACUUAAGUUAACUUUUAACAUCAUGCAGCAAUAAAAAAAACUUUAGCCACCCCUCCUCCAAAAAAAAAAAAAAGCCAGACUCAUUCUCUGAAUGCUAAAUUUGUCUUGAAGGGCUUGUUCACCUUUAGUAUGGUAUAGUUAUGUAUGGACCUAUAGGGUUUUUGAGCCCUAGCAACCAGAUAGCAGUUGAAGUUCCAGGCCAGAGAGUUGCAGAAUAAAAAAAGUAAACAUUAAAAAAACAAACAAGAAAUUAUAUGGAUGGAUGCCUACAUCGUGGUAAAAGUUGAAGGUGAACUACCCCUUUUAAAGUUCCGGUGCCGUUUAACUUUUAGGUACAUCUUUGAAACAACACUGAUCUACUUACCUAAGCUUACUCAUGCUCUACUAUUGAAACACUAAAAUAAGAGCACCAACAUAUUAUUUACAGUUCUGGUUACCAGUAGUUUGUCAAGAACAUUUUGCCAUUUCCCAUGCUUUACCCUUACAAAUGGCGUCUGACCCCACUGCAGCCAAGCCAUGUUCUCUUUCUGUGAUACCAACACUUGCAGUGCAGGGGCAGUGCCUGAGCUUGGUGGCUUGCUUUUUCUUUACACUGGAGCCACUUUGUGGCAUUGCACUGUAUGAUUUAUGGUUUAAAAGCAGGAAAUAAGGAAUGGCCAAGCCUUGGGGCUGUUUGCGGCCCUGGGUUUAUAUGUACUGAUGUACAGCCUCACAGUGUAUAAAACUGUGUCAGUUCCAAGGGCCCCAGUAACUUUUAAUCACUGUAAUGUUAAAGCAUGGGUAAGCAAUAUGCUGGUAUCUUUCAUUUAAGAAACUAAAGUAGCACCUUUUUGUUGCGAUGUGUGCGUAUGAAAUAUAUAUAUUAUUUAAGAGAUAUAUAUAUAUAUAUCUACUUAGAAAGUGUAUUUCAAUGUGUAUUCACACAGGUACACACAUAUAUACACCUGCUAGUGUAUAAAUAUAUGUAUUCGUGUAGUAUAUGCAUUAAUAUACUUAUAAUUAGUGAACACAUGCAUACUUACAGUUUGUGUAGAUUUAAACCACAGAGAAAGCUCCUAUUAUCCUUCUAUAUAGUGCAGCCCUAGUAUAGUGGGUUAGAUGCAGAUCGCUGGUCUGUAUGUAUACAUAAGGCUCACAUAUGUCACACUGACAGACUUUCAUUUCCAUUGUGGCUACAUUUCAUGUUUGUGUAUACUUGCCAGUAUAAGUAAACUGUUUAACCUGUUUUAACCUGAAAGUUUUAAACACUCCUCAAAUACAGCUUUUGUGUCCGUUCUUUUUAUACACCAGCAUGUGCUGACAUUUUAAUAAAGUUCUUUUAACUGA